Trypanosoma theileri is the source of this 867-nucleotide messenger RNA. RefSeq lists its product as uncharacterized. The record is from RefSeq and is a predicted model, not a curated record. Bases 1 to 867 code for a protein of 288 amino acids. Lineage: Eukaryota; Euglenozoa; Kinetoplastea; Trypanosomatida; Trypanosomatidae. The transcript has a single exon.
AUGUCCAUGUUGUCGUGCCGUGUGUUGUGUCUAUUGGCCAUUGUGUUCUGCUGUGUGGGUGUGGCUCAUGCUGCUGCUGCUGCUGCACCAGGUCAUAACGUAUAUCUUGAGCAGGUGAAAGAGAAGGCUAAGGAGACUUUGAGACUGAAGGAGGAGUGUGUGAAAGUCACCAACGCUGCUCGAGAGGCCGCGCAUGCAGCUCAAGAAUUUGUUGAUACCACUCAGGUUAAUCUCGAAACAAUUGCUGCUGACCCAGAAGAGGUGGAGAAAACGAAGAGUAAAGGUGAUGAACUCUCUGAUAAGGCAACGAAGGCUGCAGAGAAAGCAAAAGAAUUGGCCAAUAAAACUACAACCAGUGCGAAGGAAACUGAGAAGAAUGACUUCUGUUUUGCUUCAGAUGAAGUAAGUACGGCAAGGCAAGCAGUUAAAGAUGCACAAAACGCGGUACAGGCUGCUAUAGCAGCUGGAGAUCUGGCGCACGCUUCUGUUAAUAAAGUGAAAGAUGUCCUGCAGAAACUCGACGCCGCAGUUGCUGCUGCCAAAGAGAAGGAGAAAGAAAAACAAGUGGAGCCUCAACCACAGCCACAGGAACAGACAAAGGAUCCAUCUCUUGGUGAGCAGCAAGGCCAUACAGAAGGAAAUCAGGCGGAGCAAACACAAGAAAAACAAAAAGAGAAACAAAAACAGCACUACCGUUCUACUGUUACUAUUAAUAUCCACGGAGAUAAUCUUGAUGCCUUACUCAAUGGUGCAGCGAAUAACAGUGGUAUGGCAUUAAAUGACGGCAGCAGCAGCCCUGCGUUACUGCGUGUUCCACUCCUGCUGCUGCUGCUGCUCUCUGUGCUGGGCUGCAUGGCCGUGUGCUGA